This is a messenger RNA of Coregonus sp. 'balchen', 439 nucleotides long. The record is from the annotation of a GenBank genome assembly. NCBI's taxonomy places the organism in Eukaryota, Metazoa, Chordata, Actinopteri, Salmoniformes, Salmonidae.
AUGAACUGGGUGUUUUUGCAGGGCCUGCUUAGCAGGGUCAAUAAGUACACCACGGUGUCCGGUCAUAUCUGGGUCUUCAUCUUCAGACUCAUGGUCUUCGUCGUGGCUGCUGAAAAGGUGUGGGGUGACGAAGACCGGCCUGCCACAACGUCUGUUAUGACCACUUCUUCCCUGUCUCCAUUCACCUCCGUCACUUGUCCCUCCUGGUCGUCCUCCACGUGGCCUAGAGUGGAAACUCCAUCUGAAGUACGGCGAGGGAUGCACCCGUCUCUAUGACAACACAGGGACCUACUUCUUUAGUCUCUUAUUCAAGAUGGCGGUGGACGGCGUGUUCAUCUUCCUGUUGUUUUACAUCUACGAGGCGACCUUCUUCCCGCUGUCGGUGAAGUGCCCAGAGGACCCCUGUCCAGUGAAGGCUCUUAACAACACUUUGCACUGA